Molecule: messenger RNA, 1269 nt
Organism: Ilex paraguariensis (yerba mate)
Lineage: Eukaryota; Viridiplantae; Streptophyta; Magnoliopsida; Aquifoliales; Aquifoliaceae
Source: the annotation of a GenBank genome assembly
AUGUACCUUGAAUUCUGCGAGCCCAUACCCCAAAGGCAUACUCGUCACUUGUGGAUCACUUACGACACCAUUAAUUUCACAGUCAACUCCAGCAACACCACUAUUGACUCCGUUAGCCAGGAGGAUAUUGCCUUUGUACGCUCUUGCUUCGUGUCCCUGUCCCAGCAGAAGUCUGGGCAGAACCCCGAAAGCAAGAACUCUGAGCCAACUGCAGAAAAGCAAGAGAAAUCUGAGAUGACCCACCAACAGAGAGAAGAGAUUGAGCGCUCCAAAUUCUUUCGAUUGUUGAUUGGGGGUCGCCGACUAUUGAGGGUGUUAGACUUCAGAGGUGCAGAAUUCAUCAAAGGUCUCCCGGAUCAAUUGGGUGAUCUAGUCCAUUUACGUUAUUUGGGGUUUAGGGGUACAAAAAUCAAAAAACUCCCACAAUCCCUGUCCAGAUUACCCAAUUUGCAGUGUCUAGAUAUCAGAGAAACAGAGGUGAGCAGCUUACCACGUUCCAUGAUGAGGCAUGAUAAGUUCAGGCAUCUUCAAUUUGCAAGGUCGUUUAUGAGAAAGGUGGUGGAUAUGCAGCUGACAAAGAAACUAGAAGCUCCCCACCUGCAAACCCUUGCAGGAGUAAAAUCCACCAAUCCUUUGCUGAAAACGCUUGGACAAUGGAUUCAACUCCGGAAAUUAUCAAUUGGUCACGUUAAAGUCAAAUGUUUUGGCUCUCUCACCCGGCUAUAUUUGUGGGACAACAUGUUGGAUGAUGACCCAUUGCAGUGCCUAGAAAAUCUCAACAAUCUCGUUGUUCUGUGUCUAUCAAAUGCCUAUUGUGGAAAGAAAAUGAAAUGCUGCGAAGGAUGGUUCCCUAAUUUGAAGAAACUAUCCAUUCAGCGUAUGGGAAAGCUUGAGGUGUUUGAAAUAGAGAAAGAUGCAAUGGAAGAUCUCGAAAAUUUCUUUGUUGGUUAUUGUCCCAGAUUACAGCCAACACGCGAAGGUUAUCCACGAUACAUUGAUGUUAGCAGAGACCUGGACAAGCUCAGACAUCUGAAGCUUGUGCAAGCCUCUCAUAUGCCACUAGAAUAUGCUAAAGGGCUGGCAUCAGAACUCCCCGGGGGUGCUCAUGUGGUUCCGCAGAACGAGUUCAAAGAUCAAUUCCGGGGAGGAGGUCGGGUUAUUAAAGACAUAGGAGAGUCCUAUAUGCGGUUCAGACAAUCCGAAAGAUUUGAAGCAAUGCGUGUAGAACAAAUGCAAAGUGCACUUUCUGCUUUUCCUUAUUUUCGUUGA